This is a messenger RNA of Aegilops tauschii subsp. strangulata, 10730 nucleotides long. RefSeq lists its product as uncharacterized. Gene Ontology annotation, molecular function: ADP binding. The record is from RefSeq and is a predicted model, not a curated record. NCBI's taxonomy places the organism in Eukaryota, Viridiplantae, Streptophyta, Magnoliopsida, Poales, Poaceae.
CUCUCUCUCUCUGUAACCCACUCCACUACUCGGCGACAAGGCCCACACGAGUUGAGGAUGAAACAAGGCGGCCGCCGCCCAUGGCUCCGCCGGUGACCAGUCGCCGCCGACGGCAGCUACGGCCUCCGCCUCCGACCCCUAAUUCGACGCCACUCGUUUGCUGGACUUGCUGAGGUGGAAGUUAAGCAUAUUUACAGGUUCAACCAAGUUCUGGAAAUAGCAAGGUUGUUUGCUCACCUUUCGGAAGGUGAUGGCAUAAUCGUUAUGUUAUCCACUCUUGCUCUGGUUUGAAAGCAUUCGGAGAGCUUCUCGGGGCCAGAUCAUGCCCAGGAGGUUGUGACAUUUUAUUUUUCUCCCAAAUUUAGUCAAUUACUUUCCGGUAUUUUCAUGAAGUUCCGAAACACGUUAGUUGAAGGCCUGCUUACCGCAAGGAUGACAGAACCAGCAUAACAACUGGUAACUGGUCAGAAUUUGCCCGGACAGCUGAAAUGGGAGAAGGCCAAGUCUAUGCCUUUCUUUGAUGUUCAGAGAAUAGGCCAGUAAUCUCUCACCGCCCAUCACCUCUGAACACUAUGUAGUGUCGCUGGGAUUACCAGAGUCUGGAACCAGCUUCUGGAACAUGUGGUUGCCGUGCCUCCUAUCUAGUAUUUGUGAUAUGGAUGAAUGAAAUAAGUGGAGCAGGCUGAUUUGGUUGAGCUAUGGUGUGUUUAUUACCAUGGUGCCCACCACACCAUCCACUGAAAGCAACCACUCCUUUGAUCAGGUACUAUGCGGUUGGGACUCUGGACAACUAGAAUUGAAGAGGUGCGCUGGCUGCACACAGCAUCUCAUCAUACUGCACGGGCAAAGCAAUGAUGAUGCUUCAACUCUUAGCGCCCCCUUAGGCAUCAUCUCAGUACUAUUUUCAUUGGAUGCUUGUGACGGAUUUUGCAUUGCAUUGCUUGGAGAUGGAAUUUCAGGAUUCAUAUUUUAAUUCUCGGCAAGAUUUCCAUCAGGAAGGAGGAACACUGAAGGGAUUGUACGAUUUCCAUAUUAUAGGACUUUUGGUACUUCAUCAUCUGCCUAUCAAGCUUUGCAUGUGGAUGCGCUAAAAGUCAAGUCUGCCUAAUCAGAGCCGAGGACGACAGAACCACCAGAAAUAAGUGAAAUGGGAAAAGGCCAAGUCUAUGCCUUUGCCUUUGAUGCCCUGAGAAGAGGCCAGUUAUCUCUUGCCGUCCAUCGCCUCUGAACACUUUCUAGUGUCGCUGGGAUUACCAGAGGCUGGACAGGUGGUUGCCGCGCUUUCUAUCUGGUAGUUGCGGUAUAAUUGAAAAAUAAGUGGAGCAGGCUGAUUUGGUUGAGGUGUGUUUAUUGCCGCACCAUCCACUGAAAGCAACCACUCUGUUGAUCAGGUACAAUGCGGUUGGGAUACAGGACAACUAGAAUUGAAGAGGUGCACUGACUGCACACUCAACAGUUGUUGCAUCUCAUUAUACCGUGCGGGCACAAACAAUGAUGAUGAUUUAGCUGCUAGCACCCCCUUCGGCGUCAUGUCAGUGCCGUUUUCGUUGGAUGCUUGUGACUGAUUGUCCGGAGAAACAGCAAGGUGGGUAGGAAGUCUACGUCAGGAUGAAAGCAGAGAGACAUGCCAUGUGGUGCUAAUUAAGGUCAGAGCACAGCUGGCCUUGUGAAGCUGUGAUGCCUUUAAAUUUCCAUCCCCUUUGUUCACAGAAGGGCAUUACUAAGACUACGAGAGGCUUUGCUUCAGCUCAGGAAAAAGAGAAGGCGUGUGCAAACACGGAUUUUGUUCAUCCCAAGGCACAGCCAGGGAGACUGGUAUUGACCGAUGGAGGUGGCCGUAGGCGCCGCACGGUGGGUGGUGGGCAAGGCGCUGGGCCCCCUCGCCGACGGCUUGCUGGAGGCGUGGGCGGCCAGCAAGGAGCUCGGCCCCAACAUCGACGCGCUUAAGAUGGAGCUGCUCUACGUGCAGGGGAUGCUCAACAACACCCGCCGCCGGGAAAUCGACAACCCUGCACUCAACGUGUUGCUGCAGAAGCUGCGGGACCUCGCGUACAACGCCGAGGACGUACUGGACGAGCUCGACUACUUCCGCAUCCAGGACCAGCUCGAGGGCACCUGCGAGGCCGCUGACGAGCAUUCCAGGGGCUGUGUGUGCAACCUCUUCUUCAACGCUCAUCAUACCGCUAGAGCUGUCAGCAAGCAGCUCUGCUCAGGACGUGAUCCAAGCGAGCCAACAGAAGAAGACGCAACACAACGAGUAUUCUGCUGCGCUUGGCCAUGCGCCAAGCGGCGGAGUGCACUUGAAAACACCUCGUCAGCAUCACACAACCACCAGGCCGGUGACGAGGUUAGCGGAUGCAUGCGUAAGCUUGCUUCUGGUGCUUGCAACACCAUCCGUCAUGUUGGUAAAUUCCUCAAUUGCUCAUCCCUCCCAACUCACGAUGAUAAUAAUUCUGUCAUGCCAGUCACGUGCUGUGUAUGCAAACCCAAGGUAUCCCAGAAAAAGCAUGUGAAAGAAACCCCAAAACUGGAGUUUGAUAGGGUGGAUCUAUCUAAAAGAAUGAAACAUAUUGUUGAGCAACUGCAGCCCGUGUGUGCAAAGGUCACAACCAUUCUUAAUCUAGAGUUGUUGGGUUCUACUGGCCCAAGCAUUCCCAAGAGCCCUCCCACCACCACCUCGGACAUUAUAGAGCCAAAAUUGUACGGAAGGGACCCUGUAAAAAAGACAAUCAUAGAUAGUAUCACUGAUGAUAACCAUAGUCGCAAGGACAUAACUAUACUGCCAAUUAUUGGUCCGGGUGGCAUAGGGAAGACAACUCUCGUGCAACACAUAUAUGAAGAAGUGCAAAAACAUUUUCAGGUCAAGAUCUGGAUAUGUGUAUCCCAAAAUUUCAUCGUUAAUAAGCUGGUUAAAGAGAUUGAAGAAGCUAUACCCAGUGUGGAAGGUGAAAAAAAUGGUAGAGCGGAAGAGUUGAUUGAACAAAGAUUAAAUUCUAAAAGGUUUUUGCUUAUAUUAGAUGAUAUUUGGAAGUGUGAAUCUGAGGAUUGGAAAAGGCUUUUAGUACCACUCAUGAAAGGACAAGCAAAGGGUAAUGUAAUUCUAGUUACAACUCGGUUUCCAGCUGUAGCACAAAUUGUUAAAACAACUGAUAAUUCAAUAGAUCUGGAGGGUUUAGAACACGUUGAGUUUAGGAAAUUUUUCCGAGCAUGCAUAUUUGGCGAUGAGCAAUCACAAAAAGAUCAUGAUGGCUUGCUUAAUAUUGGAGAUAAGAUAGCAGAAAAGCUAAAGGGAUCCCCUCUUGCAGCAAAAACUGUAGGUAGGUUAUUGAGGAACCACCUCGAUGUAUAUCAUUGGACAAGAGUCCUAGAAAGUAGAGAAUGGGAAAUGCAGACAGGUGAGCGUGACAUUAUGCCUGCACUGAAACUUAGCUAUGAUUAUCUGCCUUAUCAUCUGCAACAAUGUUUUUCUUGUUGUGGUUUAUUCCCUGAGGAUUACAAGUUUAACAGUGAAGAACUCAUUCAUUUCUGGAUAGGACUAGAUAUUUUACAUCCUGGCGGUCGAAAUAAAACAGUUGAAGAUGUAGGUCUUGACAGUUUAAAUGAUUUGGUGAAUAGUGGGUUUUUCAAAAAGGAUGAAACUAACGGGCAUUCAUUUUAUAUCAUCCAUGACUUGUUGCAUGAUUUAGCUUUAAAGGUUGCAUCUCAUGAAUGUCUUUGUUUGCAUCACUCUAAUGUGAGAUCAGUAGAAAUUUGGCCAUCUAUCCGUCACUUGUCGAUCACAAUAGAUGGUCCAGAUGAUAUUAAUGGAAUAACUGAUGAAAACUUUAAGGGUGAGUUGAGGAAACUUAAGACAAAAUUAAAGGUUGAAAACUUGCAAACAUUAAUUAUAUUUGGAAGAGUAGAUGAAAGCUUUGCCAACAUUUUGGGUGAUUUGUUCAUGGAAGCAAAUGCUCUUCGUGUUCUUUGUUUGCGCACAUUAUUAUAUCCUCUGGAAUCCAUGUUGCGUAACUUCUCAUCAUUUCUCCACCUACGAUACCUAAAGCUGGGGACUUCUAUAAGCGAGAUGGAUUUACCAACAACCUUAUCUAGAUUUUAUCAUUUGAAGAUUUUGGAUCUACAAAAAUGGGGUGGUUCAUUUCUUUUACCUAGAGACAUUAUUAACCUUGCAAAACUGUGCCAUUUUCUUGCCCAACGUAAUGAGCUUCAUUCUGGUAUUAAUAACGUGGGGAAACUGAAACUCUUACAAGAGUUAAAAGCUUUUUCAGUCAAAAAAGAAAGUACAGGGUUUGAACUAAAUCAGCUAGAGAAUUUGACCGAACUAAGGGAGGUUGGCAUUUGUAACCUUGAGAAAAUACACACAAAAGAAGAAGCACUUGAAGCAAAACUAAUACACAAAGAGUACUUGCAAAAGUUAUCUUUACAUUGGGACUCUGCCCGAUCUAAUACUGACCCUGACCCCAGCGUGGAAAAAGUGGUUCUUGAGAGCCUUCAACCACCUAAAAAUCUUCGAAAGCUGAGAAUUAAUGGACACCGGGGCUCUUCUUGUCCAACAUGGCUGGGUGAUAAACUUGCUGUUCAGGCUCUACAAUCUCUCUAUCUGUUUUCUGUUUCUUGGGAUAUUUUCCCUUCAUUUGGGAAGAUGUGGAAUCUUCGUGAACUACGAUUAUCGAAUAUUUCCACAAUAGAGGAGUUUGGUCAAGAUCAAAGCUUUUGCAAGCUAGUAAAGAUAACAUUUGUUGGCUUAGAAAAUUUUGAAAAAUGGACACCACAGGCCAGUCGUUUGUUCCCUUGUUUGCAAGUACUGAUUAUUAAGGAUUGCCCUAAACUCUCGGAGUUUCCAUGUUCAAGCCACAUUGUUUGCCCACUGAAACAAGACUGCAACGUAGAUUGGUUUCCCAAACUACAAGAGCUUAAGAUAGAAAAUUGCCCUGAAAUCUUGCUACUGCCUCGUAUCCCUUGGACCAAAUCUUUGUGCUCUGUCAAGAUAAGUGGUGUGGGAUCAAAACUACUGGACAAGUUGGUCUACUCAAAAUCAUUUUCUGGAGUAGCAUUGGAAGUUAAUGCAAAGGACGGUCUGGAUAACUUAGAUCAGGUGUUACUAUUCAGUCAACUAACAGAACUUCAGGAGUUGAAGAUAAAAAAUUGCCCACCUUUGGAGCUGAAGUAUUUUCUAAUGCUAACCUCAUUGAAGAAAUUGUGGGCAUGGUCUUCAAAUCUUGGGGUGGUGGCAUCAGAAGUUCAGAGAGGCGGCGAAUGGCAGCAUCCUGUUGAGUACAUUAGUAUUGGAUGGUCUGGUUCUAGUGGAAAGGAAUUGACACAGUUUCUGUCUCACCUCCCAAAGCUGUCCAAACUGCACUUAUAUAGUAGUGAAAACAUAACACAGUUUGCUGUGGGGGUGGAUUUGCAGCAAACAAGAGCACCAGUAUCAUCGUCAACCUCUUCAGAUGUUACAAUGGAUGAUACACAAGCGAAUGAUGAACAGCAAGAAAUAGCAGAGGUGGAGAAGGAGGAGGCAAACACGGUGGAUGAUGAUGGGCUGUUGGUCCUCCCUGCACAUCUCUCCAACUCUCUGCAGGCGUUGGGCAUCGUCUAUAGUGGUCCGGUAGUAGUUCAUUCCCUCGAAGCCCUCCAAGCCCUAACUACCCUUUGGUUAGAAGAUUGCUCUUUUCGCCACCCUUUCCCGUCCUCCCUACUUGACCUGCAACUUACGUCCGUAAAGGGCGUGCUGACCCUUUCAAACCUCACCUCUCUCUCCCGAUUGCACAUAUCUGGUUGCGAAGAGGAUUUAAAAUGCGAGGGCCUGUUGCCUCUCCUUACUCGGGGCCACCUCAGCCAAUUAGAGGUCCGAGGAACCUCCAAUUUCUUUGGUGGGUGGGAUCCCAAUCCCAUGCGGGGGGUGCAGGACGAGCAAGACAAGAUUCUUCUUUCCGGGCCCGCCGAACUGCAGAAUCUCGAGACAGAUGACAUGGAGGGCUUCCUCGGUGCGCCCGCCCUCUGUAGCAUCCUCUCUUCCUCCCUCACCAACUUGUUCUUUAAUGAGAACGAUGAGAUGACACGCUUCACAAAGGAGCAGGAGGAGGCCUUUCACCUCCUGACCUCGCUCCAGGAACUCGCGUUUUCGGAUUACCGCAAGCUGGAGCACCUCCCUGCAGGGCUAAACAAGCUGACCAACCUCAAGAGUUUAAGUAUACGUCAAUGUCCAGCCCUCCUCUCGCUACCUAAGGAAGGCCUCCCGAGUUCACUGCGAGAGUUGAUGGUCAUCCAGUGCGAAGUGCUGCAGCACCUCCCUGCAGGGCUAAACAAGCUGACCAACCUCAAGAGAUUAGGGAUCUGGGAGUGUCCAGCCCUCCGGUCGCUUCCCAAGGGAGGCCUCCCGAGCUCAUUGCAAAUAUUAGAUGUCAGAAAUUGUGGCAACAAGGGGCUAACAGAACACUGCAGGCGGUUAAUUGGAACCAUCCCAGAAAUCACACUAUAGACUAAUCCAAGGUAACUGAUACUUCCUUGCUCAUACCAAUUGAGAAAAGGGUUUCCCCCCGCUUUGUAUUACAAAGCAACCAUCCGAAACAACCAAUGAUAGGUACUGGGGCGGAAGCAGCACAAGCACGCCCAAAAGAAAAGAAAAAGAAACAAAUGCCGACAACGGCAGGUCGACGAAACAAAGAUGACCAGUGACCGCUGCACCCACCGGAGAAGUACCACCGCACUUCUAGCACUCCAAUGCGUCGCGUACCAAGCAGCACCUUCAAGAAGGAAUGCGGCGACGACGCCGCCGCUGCCCGGACGAGUCCAAGGGUUUUCCCCGGUACUCAGAGGGCAGUGGGGAAGGGGCAGAUCUGACGCCCUUCAGGAAGGUCCGGCGGCGCCCGCAGGCGUCAUCGCGUCGGUGAUGGACGAGCCACCAGGGAUUUCUCCCAACCCAAACAACCACCACCACCCCGGACGAUCGGAAGUGCUCCACCAGAACUGCCGCCCACCAACAUGUGCCACCACAGUCACUGAACCAUCAUCGCCGUCUCGCUGAGCCACCGACACGAGACCUAGAGGAGGGACGAGGGGCCAACGGGCUCGGGGGCAGCCGCAACUCAGCCGAUGGGAGGGGACUACCACCACCGCCGACGCGGAGCCGACCGGACAUGACGACAGGAGCUUACCAGGCCCGCACAGGCCCGGCCGGACCCCAAAGGAUCCGGACAACCCCUGCCGCCACGCUGCAGCACAUCGGCCGACGAAGCCGCCACCACCCGCAUCCCUCGACGCCGCGCCACACCCCAGGGAGCCACGCCGCCGCACGCCGGAGCGCCGGCCCGCCCCAACCCAGCUGAGGCCCAGAAGAUCCCAGAUCUGGGCGGAGCGGAGGCUGGCGGCUAGCCGCACCACCGCGCGCCCCGCGGCCAACGGCCGCGCCGCCGCAUCAGAAUCGCCCGCGCCCCGCGGACCCCGCCGCCAGGACGCACCAUCGCCAGCCGAAGAACACCGCCGCCAGCCACCAUCGCCCGAGCAGAGGAGGCCGCGCGCGGGGACAGGCAGGCCCGCCGCCGCCGGCACCACGCGGGCAAGGCCCGGCGGCGCGCGCUGGCGGCGGCGUGAGGAGGGAGGAGCUUGGGGGCGCGCGGGAGGGGAGCGGUGUCGGGGGCCCCCGGUCGCCUCGCCCCAGGAGGCGACGCGGGGGGUACAGGGACGGGAGGAGGUGGAGGGAGGAGCGGGGGAGGCGAGCGGCGACCGCGGGCUCCGGCCGCGGCGGCGGCUCCGCGCGGGGGAGCCGGCGGCGGCGGCACGGAAACCCUAGGCGGAAGGGGAGCGGGGGGCGUGUGACCUCGAAGCCCUUGCUCAUACCAAUUACGGAUUCCCACCAUACCCAAGAUGCCAAAUCAUCUUUAUUUUGGUUUGGUUUACCUUGCUUGACAUUGUUUGUUUCCAUUAACCGUGCAGCUGGUGUAUCUUUUGUCGUGGAGUUGUACAUUCUUCUAGCCUUGUGGAAUUCUCUCCAUCUUUGUGGACAGUUGAUGCAUGACUAUCCAGUGUGGUAUUUUCUUCCUGUACAUAAAUCAAUCUGGUUUCUUGUGUUAGCGAAAGAAACAAGAGAAGGGAGAAGAGAAAGUCCCAUUUCUUCAUCAAGUCGACGGACAGAGUCAUAUAAGGUUGCGCAUGAAAAUUGUAGUCUCUUCAGUAUUAGUUCAGAGGAGCAGUGACUCUGCAAGGAUUUUAAAGAGAGUGCAGUUCCAGAACAGUGCAGUUUCGACAAAGUGCCAUUUGAGUGGUGACAACAGUGUUAGGAUGGAACACUGAUAGGUUGCACAACAGCGAUGCUCUCAGUGCUUGUUUUGGCAUUGAUUUGUGAGAACAGCAGUUAAUCAGGAACCAUCCUGAAAAUCAUACUAGAGUACCAAGGUUCUCUGCGUUGGCAGCUGUACAUGUUUUAGCCUCCUUGAAUCCUCCUCAUCCAUGCAAAUUCUGCACAUGAGUUUCUUCUUACUAUACAUAGUACACAAAUCUGGCAUUCUUAUGCUUGUUCUGGUUGGUUUCAAGAUACUUUGCAGUUACAUUUUGGUCAUCAUUCACCAAAGCUUGCUGGUGUACUUGUUCAGCUGUCAGGAUCGUAAUGGGGGAAUAACUGAUAUUUUGAUGAUUUUCUAUUGAAAUUAAGGAACUUUUUGCAAGAAUACCUUUCUUACCAUCUCAGUGCUUGCGUGGAGCAAAUUGAGAUCUCGGGCUUUCACUAAUUGACGUGGCCUGUGGACAACUUUGGAAUUCAACAAUGCAGUGGUAGUAGGUUUGUGGAAAGGUCAGUAAACCCCUGCUGAAAUUCAUGCUGGGUUUAGCUAUGUUAGAUUGUAUUCAGUGUGCGAUUGUCGAACUCUUAUUGCCUCAUGAGACCUUGGUUAGAGAACUUCCUGCUUUCUUGAUAAGCUGGCAGUCUAGCUUUUGAGCAUUCCCAUAAUCUCUAAAUGAUUGUCAUUCUGAAUUAAAUAACACAAGAGAGUUUUCAGCUGAUACAUAUAGUCGUAAAGGUAGAGAACACUUGUUACUAGGUGAUUGAUGAACAUUGAUUGAGCAAAAAGACUCGAGCUUGCUAAUUUUUAUUCCUAGAACCUCUUGGGGUUAAUAUGGUGAAGGUGAUUUUAUUCUCUUCUUGAUCCAGAGUAUUUUUUUCUAUCCCACCAAUGCCAAAAACAACAUAUUUCAUUAGCCUUUGAUUAUUGCAAUCUGAAUUUUUAGUGCGUAUUGUUAAGUUUGAUGUUCCUCUAGUCUGAAGUAUUUGAAAUCCAGUCAUUCUUUUUGCGUAACUUAUGUUUGCUAGCCUCUUCAACACUCGGCAUUGCAUUCUUUCAUCAGGAUAUCACAAACUCCGCCAGUGUACAUAUACGAAUCCCAGAAAAUAAACCAUUUCUUCCUUGUGUUCACACCAUACCUACCUACCUAUGUCCUAUAUAGCACAUGUCUCGCCAUCCCACAGUAGUUGAUUAUUUCAUAAGCACACUCAUCAAGUUAAAGAAGACUCAAAAGCGCUUUGUUGUCAUUGACCCUGCAAAUUUCAUCAUUAUGAAGAGCCAUAUUCGUCAAUAUUGAUGCCUCUCUCACAAAAAUCAAAAAAGAAAUAAAGAAGAAGAGUGAGGGUCGCCAUUCAAAAGAUCAAGGGUUCAUCCUCAAGCAGGAAGGAAUAGUCAGCAGUAUUGCUUCCAUAUUCAUGUGCAAAAUUCAGAAUGGCUAAUCAAACUACUGCCUAUGCAAUAUUAAUAGCUUGAGCUUCAGUCGCAUCCUGGGAUCAGCUUGCAUUGCACAGGCAUCUCAAUCAUGUCUUUGGCGUGAGUCCAUUCCCUCCCACAUCCCCUGGGCACUACCUUUCUCCAAUGACUGGAAUAUGAAGACUUCUUUGUACUAGAGUUGAACUCUUAUUUAGCUUUACAAACUUGAUUUCAGAUUUGCUCAUUCUUUGAAUUACCCAACCAAGCUCCAGAUAAGCUUUCCACAAAUAUAAAGUAGAUAGAAAAACUUCGGCCACUGGCCAGUGAGGACUAUAAUGAGUGAUGAGAGUAAUUCUGGGUCAUGACAAGGUAAUUUCGCUAGAUACCUACUCUCGUAAGUUUAACAAGGAACAAAAUUGUUGGUUACUCCCGUUUCCUUUUGUUCUUGACAUUGAAGUCAAACAACCAAGUGACAGGUGCUCGAAAACUUCUAUAGCUAUAUUGUUGAUGCUGUUCACUCUCAAAAAAAAAAGAAAUCUAUUCCCUAUUGGCAAUGAAUAAGAGUAAUUAUUUAAGUGUGUGCUCAAUCGCUAGCUUGCUACUUUGUUAAGUUUGUGGGAAGUGUCUCUGCCCGAAGUUCAUGAGGAUUUUAAUAAUUGUUUGCGCAUGAACACUUGUUUGCAAUCUAGCUAUACUAAGCUUUCAGGUAUUUCACAAGCACGUGGGCAAGUUGAAUCAGGAGCCUAAAUCAUCUGACCUGCCACUGACCGCAAUCUGAGACUCAUUUUCCCGAGGGAAGAACCGGGAAGGGAGAAGCCUGAGAUGAAUCAUACCUUUUCUUUCUCUUUGUAGCCACUUGCUUCCUAACAAUGUUAUAAGGAAGAGAGGAUGGGGUUUCCCCACUUAUUAUGUCUCUUGUAGCUUCAAUCUGCUGUAGUAGUCUGUCGAUGAAUCAUCAUUGUACGAAAACAGGCCAAUUUUAUCAUUUGUUCUUGUCAAUGUGGACAUCAACAUUCAGUGUAAUGUGCAAUGUCUUCAUAUCUGAAA